CCCUCUAGACUACUUCACCUAAUAUUAUUCUGACUAUGCUAAUCAUUUGCCUCCAGGUAUUCAGAUAGUCCGUGCACAAAUAAUCAGUUCAAUCUCGAGGUUUGAUGCCCUUAGUUCGUGGAACACUCUAUUUUUCAUGCUAAUUGAUUCACUGCAGUUUGUAAAUACUGUCUUGUACGUAUUCACCGUUGUAAUGUGUGAUAUGAUAAUCGCCACGGUAUGAUAAGACCUAUCUUUAUAUAAAAUGAGCUGUCAGUUGAACCUGAUCAGUUAUCCACCCUUCAGCGAAUCCUAUUUUUACGCAGCUAUAACAAUUCCUUGGACAUUAACAAUGAGACGGCACUGGGCGGUCUCUGUGUGCCUCGCCGGACUCCUGCUCGCGGUGUAUCCUAAUAGCAUUGCUGCUAUGCAGACUGAUGAGGUGGAAGGCUCCGGUGAUGAUGUAGAUGCAACUGACUGUCCAAAGGUUGAUCCAGUAAAUAAAACCGUUUUGCUUGCCCACGAAUCAGACUGUACGAAAUUCUAUGCAUGCUCCAAUGGACGAAAAUUGCUAAUGCAGUGUGCGUUGAUGGAUGGUAUCGGAAAUCGUUUGUAUUUCAACGUGAAAUUACAAGUAUGUGAUUGGCCAAGCAGUUCUGGCUGCACGAAUAAAAAUACAACAGAGGUACCGACAGAAGGAAGUACGACGCUAGUGUCUACUGCAGGAUCAACAACUGAGAAUCCUACGGACAGGCCAACUGAUGGUGGUGCUACAGCUACAUCUACUGAAUCACCAACAACCAUUGGAAACCAAACAACACCAACUACGAAAGCUCCUGGAGACCCUACCACUGGAUUAUCUACAACUGGAGAGCCUACGACGGGUAGACCAACUACGGAAGGUACUCCUGGAAACUCUAGCGAAACUGAAAUUCCAACUGAAUGUCCCACAGUGGAUUCAGCAGAAAAAACUGUUUUUCUUGCUCAUGAGUCAGACUGCUCGAAAUUCUAUGCAUGUUCCAAUGGAAGGAAGAUCCUCAUGCAGUGUGCAUUGCUGGAUGGUGAUGGAAAUCGUUUGUACUUCAAUGUGAAACAACAGACGUGUGAUUGGCCAAGUAGUUCCGGCUGCAUAAAUAAAAAUACAACAGAUGUACCCGCAGAAGGAACGACACCUGCACCGACUGAAGAGCCCGCAACAACUGCAAAGCCAACGGAUGACCCCAUUGCAAAUUCUACAACUGAGGGACCGAUAACGACCGGAAGAACUACAAAUCAACCCACCGAAGGUACCACAGAUUCAGCUCCGACAACGACUGAGGAGUCGGUAGUAACUGGAGAACCUACCGAUCAACCAACAACAAAUAUUCCCUCGAAUUCUACUUCGGAUUCUGCAACUGGAAGUACUUCAAAUCAACCAACGACAGAAAGGACCACAGACUCUGGUACAGAUACUAUAGUGACUGAGGAACCUACACAGGAACCAAUUACAGAAGUCACUGUGCCAUCAACAACCGAACUAUCUACAACAACUGGAAAUCCUUCUCAGCGACCGACUACUGAAGUUACCACACUACCAACCACUGAUUCAUCUCCAACAACAGAGGGUCCUGGUCACAACCCUAGCACUGACGAUGGGACUGACGCUGGUACGGAAUCACCUACAACUGGAUAUCGUACUGAAUCACCUGCUGAAGGUUCUACGAACUCCAUUACUGAUUCAUCUACAACGACUAAAAGAUCUACAGAUGGGCUGACAACGGAAGCUGAAUCACCUGAAACGUCUCAGUCCACCGACAAGGCAACCACAGGAGGUCCUGAGCAAUCGACUACUGAAGAAACAACGACUGAACAUUGGAGAACAACGGAGCCAAUUACAGACGGUACCACACAAUUUACAACCGAAUCUACUACGUUUUCAACCACCGAAAUAACGACUGCGGGGACUGGUCUCGGCUCCACCACAGAACUUACAGAACGACCCGCUACUGAAGAGUCCACCACAUCCGAAUCAAGUACAGAGGGUACGACUCAUAUUAGUACAGAAGUACCUGCGACGACUGAAGGAGCUACUAAAGAACCAGUGACUGAAAGUACGACAGAAGUAACGACCGAAGGCUCAUCCACUUCUGAGAAGUUCACAGAUUCAGAUGGGACCACAAACCCCAGCAGUGAACAGCCGCAAACGACGGAAGGACAUGGAGAUCAGACAAGUACAGAAGGUAGUGCUUAUCCUAGUACUGAAUCACCUACAGGGGACAGCACGACUAAUUCUGCCACCACCCGACCAGCGACGUCGCAAGAACCAACAUCCGAGUCGGGUACAGAAAGCACGACUCACCUGAGUACUGAAAUACCUGCGACGACGGCAGAGGCCACACAGACACCCACGACAGAGAGUACGACCCAACUUACAACUGAACAAUCUUCAACUUCUGAGGAAUCGACACCCACCGAUGGGACAACAGACGUCUCCAGUGAAUGGCCUGAAACGACUGAAGAACGUGGGCACGAAUCGAGUACAGAAGGCAGUACUUAUCCUAGCACUGAAUUACCUGCAACGACGGAACAAGCUACACCGAGACCAACAACGGAGGGUAGUACCACUGAUUCUAGUGACCAACCUGGUGCUACUGACGCUAGCACCAGCAUCGCCACGACCACAGAGGGGUCCACAACAGAAUAUUCCUCUACUGCCCGACCGUCCUCUCCCCCGACAACUCUAGAACCCACGAUACCAGACAUUGACGAUUUAUGUCCAUCCAGUGGAUCAAAAAAUGGACAAUUUUACCCCCACGAGUGUAGCUGCGAUAGAUACUAUAUUUGUUCGGAGGCAGGACUUGUUCUUCAUCAAUGUUCCGAGAAGACUCACUUCAACCCAAAGAGUGACGGUUGUGACGAACCUGAAAAUGCCGGCUGUUCAGGAUCACCAUCUGCAGCGCAGCCCUCACCAGCUCCAGCCAAAGCUAUUGCUACUGAAUGCCCGACUGGUGAUUCUGGUUCACCCGUCCGGAUUGCACAUCCAACGAACUGCACAUUGUAUUACAAAUGUGUUGAAGGAGAAAAAAUAUCGAAGUCCUGUGAACCUGGACUUCAUUUUAAUCCAGGACAGCAGGUCUGUGACUGGCCAGAGUCAGCCGGCUGCAUUGCAAGAGAACCAGCACCUCUUCCUCCAGUAACUUCGACAAUCCCAACAUCAUCAGACUGUCCUCAAGACAGCAACCGAACACUCAUUCCUCAUGAAAUUAGUUGCUCCAUGUUCUACAUAUGUGAUAAGGGACAAAAAAAAUUGGCGAGUUGUGUACCAGGACUUGAAUUUAAUCCAAAUUUGCGCAUCUGCGAUGCUCCUGGGUCUUCAGGCUGUAGGAAUUCGUCGGACGCCACGAAAACACAGGCUGCAGUAAUUGCUAAUGAUUUCUAUCUCAGAAUAUCAGAUCCGGGUGAGGCACUUUUAGAAGAAUUGAAUAAUUUCAAUCACCAUGGUUCAUCUGGUUCAAUCUCCCACGUGCCCGAUGAUGAUACUCGCGGAUGCAUUGGAAAAUGCCCACAGAGAAAUCCAACCGAGGCUGUUCAACUACCACAUCGCGACUGCAACAAAUUCUGCAAGUGCAACUUUACGACUCCGCAAGUACUUAAGUGCCCUCCAUCUCUAUAUUACAACCCUGUGGAACGAGUUUGUGAUUACCCACAAAGCGCCGGCUGCAAGGGACACCGUGUCAACCAAAUGUUCUAUUUACGACUGAUGUUACUACUAAUGGAUAAGGCAGAUACUAUCAAUGGUAUCAAUUUUGGGAGUAAUAAACAGGGCCGCCUGUAUCUGGAGAUAAGCCAAACUCCGGUUAUUAUAAAAGACUUAUCCAGGUGGUUACAAUCAGUUCGCCGAAUUUCUAUUGUUGUGACCCUUUUUUUUGAUCAGAAAAUUCUGCAUACCAUACUCAUGAAUCGAUACUCCUCACUGACAUCUUAUUUUUUUCAUAAAGGGCCGUGGUCCAUCACCAUUUGCCUAGCGCUAGUGCUCUUUGAAAUAUAUGCUGAGGAAUUCGAAGUGAAAAGUUCGUCCAAUUGUCCUAACGAUAAUUUAUGGCAUGCUGUUCCUCAUGAGUAUGAUUGUACAAAGUAUUAUAUAUGUGAUGGAGGAAAGAAGAUACUCAUGUUAUGUGGAUAUGGAUAUGGCUUAGAAACUCGCCUGCAUUUCAAUAAAAUCAUAGAAACAUGUGAUUGGCCAACCCAAGCAGGUUGCACUAAUAAAGACACUACGACAAUCACAAUGUCUUCAUCCAUAAUGACUACGAAACAUGAAGAAGUUACCUUGCAUCCAAACAUACAACAACUCUGCCCCCCGGAUGGCUCCAAGAACGGCACUUUCUACCACCACGAAUUAAGUUGUGAAAAAUACUACAUCUGUUUAAACGCUAUGUUAAUAAUUCAGGAAUGUUCAGGAGGUAAACAUUUCAAUCUGGAAAGUCGCACGUGUGAGGACCCUGAAAAGUCCGACUGUUCGAUGUCGCUAAUAACGAAUGAAUCUCCGUUGGCGACGGAGGAUAAUGAUUCUAAAGACUGGUCUACAUCGACUGCACCUUCUCCACAGGUACCACAUACCACUCGUACUGAGUCGUCUUCAACUGAAUAUUGUACUUCGACAUCGCCUACCGAUUCUACACAAACAUCAACCGAGCCUUCGUCGGGAACCCCGUUGAUCAGUUCUACUGAGUUGUCAUCAACAGAAUCAUCACCUAUCAUACCCUCCACAAACCCUAGUCAACACCAGUCAACUCAGGCAUCUCCUGGAUCAUCAACUCCCAGUUCUACGGAACCGUCGACCAGAACAGAUGAUCCUUCUUUGCCACCGAUUGAUUCCACAACUUCCUCAUCAACGGAGUCUGGGACUGAGACACCAAAUGUCAUUCCUACCGAAUGUCCCAAAGAAGAUUCUGAUAAACCCGUUCGAAUCCGCCACCCCAGCAACUGCUCCUCAUACUUCGAAUGUAUCAAAGGAGAAAAAGUCCUUAAAAACUGUUCAGAGGGUUUUCAUUUUAAUCCAAUUCUGCAGAUGUGUGAUUGGCCAGAUGCAGCGAAGUGUGUUCACACAACCACCGCAUGUCCCGAUCACGGAAAAAUAGCGAUUCCUCAUGAAAACGAUUGCUCUCGUUACUACGCAUGUAAUAAUGGGAAGCAAUUAUUGCAGAAAUGUGUACCAGGACUCGCAUUCAAUCAAAAACUUUCUAUCUGUACUUGGGCGAAAGACAUUGGCUGCACCACAACUACAAGUGACGACGCAAGAAUUUGGAUUUCCUCGAUGAGACAUCAGAAUAGAAUAGUUGGUGAUAUAUCAGGAAUAGUUUCGACGAAGAUUCAGUCAACGUCCAGUAUUUUAAAAACAGACAAAAAGCAUGGAAACUUGAGUAUGGAGCGAUUUUGUUUUCACUCCGAUGUCUUAGCCACGGAUUACUAUAAAAAAGACAAGAAAUUCAUACGCGGUCCCAAUAGCCAGAGACCAGUAUUUUUUUUCUGGUACGACAUUAAGAGCUUUAAGGAGAUAAACGUUUGUAGUUUAUAUCACUUCGACAAAGAAAUAAAUGAAUUUACAUCAGUUAUAUGGUAUAUAGAGAAGCAACUGUGUAAACGGCAAUUACAAGCACACAGUCUUGCCUGUGGCACAGUCCGAAUGAGCAAAUAUACGUACCACUUACAAUUCUACCAUUUUUGUGCCAUUGUCAGACUACCUCGCCUUCCACAUGCGAAUUUAAAUGCUGAAUACUUAAGAAAAUUUUUACGUCCCUCGACAAUUGUCAAAGAACUCUUGAUCAAUGAUAUCUUCCUCUUAAUCAGCGGAGUACUCAGACAUAAUGAUCAAAAAUUUUGGGAUAAUAUAAAAGCUUCCAAUUCCGAAGAUGUUUGCCACUUCACUCGUGUCAGUCGAAACGCCAUGAAAUCUUACAUUGUCUUGAUCGUAGUGAGUGCACUCUUCAGUGCUACUGCAGGAAAAGAGGAUGCCACCAAAGGUUGCAUUGGACGAUGUCCAGCGAUAAACCCCAACAAUGAUGUUUAUUUACUACCCCACACCAAUUGCUCCCAAUACUGCACCUGCAACUAUGGAACACCUUUUGUAAUGCCCUGCCCACCGGGCCUCCAUUUCUCAACGAAAGACAAGACCUGCGAUUGGCCAGCACAAGCCAAGUGCAAAACUGCUCGACUGAUUAAUGAACCAAUGGUAUUCCUGCAUGAUAGGAGGCAAGAUAGUCCAUUCGCUCACUCCGAAAAUAGCCCAUGCUUUGGAAACUGCCCUGCUACCGAUAUACCUCACCUGAUACUGACCCUGGAACAUCAGGAAUGCGAUAAAUACUGUAAAUGCAGCAGGGGAGUUCCUUCUGAGCACAAAUGCCCAUUGGGUUUUCACUUCAGUCCAGCAUUGGCAACCUGUACCUAUCCGGAACAAGCCCAAUGUCCACGAUGGCCACCUACUCAAUGUCCUGAUACACCUAAGCCAACUGUCACUGUCACACAUACUGCAACUGCCUCAGUAACUCCAACUAAAACGGUCACAGCUACUCAAACUCUACCAAUAACUUCAACUGUCACCAUCACACACAAGCCAACCACAACUAUAAUUCCAACAGUGACUGUAACACACAAUCCAACCACAACUAUAAUUCCAACAGUGACUGUAACACACAAUCCAACCACAACUAUAACUCCAACAGUGACUGAGACACACUAUCCAACCACAACUAUAACUCCAACAGUGACUGUAACAGACAGUUCAACCACAACUAUAAUUCCAACUCAUACCGUAACGGUCAGCCCACCAGGAACUAUUACAGUUCCUCCCCCGAUACAUGGCAAUGGUUGCAUCGGUAAAUGUAUGAAGGAUAAUCCUGAAGAUGUAGAGCAGCUACCCCAUCAGUUAUGCAGUAAAUUCUGCAAAUGCGACUUUAAGAAGCCCGUGGUAUUUGAAUGCCGACGAGGUCUUUACUACAAUCCGAAGAAGAGAAUUUGCGAUUACCCUGAGGAUGCUCACUGUGAGGGAAUUAAGGACUAACCUCCUCCAUCAAACAAAUGGAUAUUGAAAAUGGAUGGAUCAAUGUGGUAAUCGGACAUUGCUGAUAUCCUAAAUAUCUUAUCAUUUUUUAACGUACGAAUUUUCGAUUCGGCCUGACAGUGUGGAAUUAUCAAUCUACAUACCUAUUGUUAUAAAACACUGUAUCAUAAUUAUGUAUGUAUAAUGAUGAACAUUUUCUUAAUUACCCAUAAAGCCAAUGCUUACGUCAUGAAA
Diachasmimorpha longicaudata is the source of this 7249-nucleotide messenger RNA. RefSeq lists its product as uncharacterized. NCBI's taxonomy places the organism in Eukaryota, Metazoa, Arthropoda, Insecta, Hymenoptera, Braconidae. Gene Ontology annotation, cellular component: extracellular region. The coding region runs from base 245 to 7015 and encodes 2256 amino acids. The transcript is spliced from 15 exons. Gene Ontology annotation, molecular function: chitin binding. The record is from RefSeq and is a predicted model, not a curated record.